AUGUCGACUCAUGGAGAUAACGUGAUUGGUUCGUCUCCGUAUUAUUUUCGCCAUCCUAGAGAAUCGGCAAAAGCGCAGGACGACCGUAUAACGUCGAGACAAAACGCGGAUGAGAAGCCUUCAGUAAUUUUAACAAUUGCGUCGUCCAAGGGAAGAUGCAAAUACUGCGUUUACAGUUUUAUUGGGAUGUUGGUGAUCUUGUUGUGCAUCGUGAUCAGUGGAAUGCUGUUCCCAUAUCCUCUGCACGCUUCGUGCAUUGUUAAAUGGAAGUUUGACGACCCAUGCGCGCACGUGAUGCAAAAAUUCCGACGCCAGAUAACGAAUUGGUCUUCUUGGAACACUUGUCAACAACGUGACGGCACUUGUCAGUACACGCUCAAGCUACCUGUGGAGAGUAACAUAAUUAGAGCGACGCAUAGGACAUCGAAGUCACUCGAGAGGAUCGAAAUCAUCUUCAAGGAGAUAAACAACACGUGUUUCGUUAAGGCUGAAUCUGUUUCAAGCGAUUGGUUCACAAUAUUCGAUUACGGGGUAAAUUAUUGCAAUCUGCACAACUUGGUUGUGGGAGCUGGUCUCGACAGACAUGCGAAAUUUCAGGAGCUGACGAAUAAUGCUGCAUGUACGCAAUUCAAUAUGGCAGUCUGUUGAUGAACAAGACACACCGGUCACUUGUGGUUUUUCAAAACUUACAUGUAAAUUUAUUUCAAAAUUUAUAUAUAUAUAUGAAUUA
Mycetomoellerius zeteki is the source of this 730-nucleotide messenger RNA. RefSeq lists its product as uncharacterized. The record is from RefSeq and is a predicted model, not a curated record. Lineage: Eukaryota; Metazoa; Arthropoda; Insecta; Hymenoptera; Formicidae. Bases 1 to 648 code for a protein of 215 amino acids. The transcript is spliced from 5 exons.